Molecule: messenger RNA, 2913 nt
Organism: Medicago truncatula (barrel medic)
Lineage: Eukaryota; Viridiplantae; Streptophyta; Magnoliopsida; Fabales; Fabaceae
Product: disease resistance protein At4g27190
Exons: 3
Coding region: 412-1938 (508 amino acids)
Molecular function (GO): ATP hydrolysis activity; ADP binding
Source: RefSeq, a predicted model, not a curated record
UCCAAAUCCAAACCUAUCUAUCUCAGUCAGUUUAUUGCUCUUGAACUCAUAACAAAAAAUACCUUUGCUCAUUGUCUUUUACAUUUGAUUCUUGAAUUGAUCUCUUCUUCUUAUUUCCGUUUUUAUUAAUUUGUCUUGCAGUUGUUUGCUAUUUUCCAUUCUUAUUUCAAAAAAAAAAAAAAACCAAAAACCAAAAACCAAAACUCAAAAAUAGUGAUGGAAAGUUUUAUGUAUUUUUAAUUUGUACUCACUCACUCUGUUCAUUUAAAAGAUUGGAGUUUCUUCAACUUAUAGAGAGUAGUAGAUCAUUAAGUUUCUGCUUUUUUAAGCCAUUUUGUAUGUUAGAUCGCUCCAUCAAUAGCACCAGAUUUUGACUCAAGUCACAAGGAAGAACAGAAGAAAAGAAAAUCAAUGGAAAUUUUAACUUCUAUUGUUGGAAAAAUAACAGAAUAUACCGUUGAGCCUAUUGUACGUCAAGCAAAUCACUUGAUAUUCUACAAAGGUAACUUCAAGAAAUUAAAAGAUAGUGUUGAACACCUUGAGGAUACAAGAGAAAGAAUAAUCCAUAAGGUUGAAAGUGAAACCCGAAAUGGUAAAGUAAUUGAAAAAGAUGUUACAGAUUGGUUGGUGAAAGUGGACAAGGUCAUUGAAAAGGCAAAAUGGCUUCAAAACGAUCCUCGUCAUCCCAAUGUUAGGUGCUCAGCAUGGUCAUUCCCCAACUUGAUUUUACGUCAUCAACUAAGUAGGAAAGCUACAAAAAUUAAAAACGAUGUUGUUCAAGUUCAAAGUCAGGAGAGUUUUGAUCAAAUUGGCUACCUUCCCCCUCUAGAUGUAGUAGCCUCAUUCCCAACAAGAGAUGAUGAAAAGUACGACACAAGGGAGUUGCUUAAGGAAGACAUUGUCCAGGCUUUAGCAGAUCUUAAUUCACACAACAUUGGGGUCUAUGGGUUGGGUAGAGUGGGGAAGACCACUCUGGUGGAGAAAGUUGCUCAAAUAGCCAAGGAAAAUAAAUUGUUCGAUAAAGUGGUUAAGGCAGAAGUAUCGAAAAAACUAGACAUUAGAAGAAUUCAAGGGGAGAUUGCAGAUUUCUUGGGUCUGCGAUUUGAAGAGGAGAGUAAUCGUGGCAGAGCAGAACGCCUUAGACAAAGAAUCAAGAUGGAGAAAAGUAUCCUUAUCAUUCUAGAUAACAUAUGGACCAUACUUGAUUUGAAAGAAGUGGGGAUACCAGCUGGUGAUGAACAUAAUGGUUGCAAAUUGUUGAUGACAAGUAGAAAUCAAGAUGUGUUGCUGCAAAUGGAUGUUCCAAAGGAUUUCACUUUCAAAGUUGAACUUAUGAGUGAAAACGAGACAUGGAGCUUGUUUCAAUUUAUGGCAGGGGAUGUGGUUAAAGAUAGAACUUUGAAAGAUGUAGCAUAUCAAGUUGCCCAAAAAUGUGAAGGUUUGCCUCUUAGGGUAGUGACAGUAGCGCGUGCAAUGAUAAAUAAGAGGGAUGUUGAAUCUUGGAAAGAUGCAUUAAGGAAAUUACAAAGUAAUGAUCAUACAGAGAUGGAGCCUGGAACUUAUUCUGCUUUGGAAUUGAGUUACAACUCAUUGGAGAGUGAUGAAAUGAGGGAUCUCUUCUUGCUUUUUGCAUUAAUGCUAGGUAAUGAUAUAGAGUACUUUCUCAAAGUUGCAAUGGGGUUGGACAUAUUGAAGCAUGUUAAAGCCAUGGAUGAUGCAAGAAACAGACUUUACUCAAUAAUAAAAUCUUUGGAGGCGAGAUGUCUUUUGCUUGAAGUUAAAACAGACAGAAAUAUCCAAAUGCAUGACUUUGUUUGUGAUUUUGCUAUCUCCAUAACACGUAGGGAUAAACAUGUACUUCUAAGAGAACAAUCUGAUGAGGAAUGGCCAACCAAGGAUUUUUUUAAAAGGUGCACACAGAUCUUUCUCAAUGAGUGAUAUAUUCAUGAGCUUCCUCAAACGAUUGAUUGUCCAAACAUUAAGCUUUUCUGGUUGUGCAGUAAGAAUAAAUCAUUAGAAAUCCCGGAUACUUUUUUUGAGGGUAUGAAAAGCCUUAGAGUGCUAGAUUUAUCAUGUCUGCACUUGUCAUCAUUACCCACAUCAUUUCGGUUACUAACAGAACUUCAAACAUUGUGUUUGGAUUUUUGUAUUUUGGAAAAUAUGGAUGCAAUAGAAGCUUUGCAAAAUUUAGAAAUUCUUAGACUCUGGAAUUCUUCAAUGAUCAAGUUGCCAAGAGAAAUAGAGAAAUUGACUCAAUUGAGAAUGCUUGAUUUGAGCCGUUCAGGAAUAGAAGUAGUCCCACCCAACAUCAUAUCAAGCUUGACUAAAUUGGAGGAGUUGUACAUGGGUAAUACCUCUAUUAAUUGGAAAGAUGUGAGUUCAACGGUUCAUAAUGAAAAUGCUAGUCUUGCCGAACUUCGAAAACUACCCAAAUUGACAGCUCUAGAAUUACAAAUUCGUGAGACUUCGAAAACUAUCCAAAUUGACUUGCAAUUGGUGUUUGAGAAGCUGGAAAGAUAUAAAAUAGCUAUUGGAGAUGUAUGGGACUGGUCUGACAUUGAAGAUGGAACCUUAAAAACAUUGAUGCUCAAACUUGGUACAAACAUACCUUUGGAGCAUGGGAUUAAAACAUUGAUUAAAGGUGUUGAGAAUUUGUACUUGGAUGAUGUAAAUGGAAUUCAGAAUGUGCUUUAUCAACUAAAUGGGGAAGGAUUUCCAUUUCUGAAACAUCUCCACGUCCAAAAUAAUGCAAACUUGAAGCACAUUGUUGACUCUAAAGAGAGGAAUCGAAUCCAUGUGUCCUUUCCCAUCUGGGAAACACUUAAACUUCUUAAUCUUAAAAACUUGGAGCAUAUAUGUCAUGGUCAAUGUAACAGCCCGAUUUUUAGCUAGAUUUAUUUUAAUUACUUUUAA